ACUAUUUCGAGACACAACUCUCUUCCUGUCAGAAUUCACAACAUAAGCGAUACAUGGAAGCUAACUAAUUUGUGCCGUCUAUGAUCAAUAAAUGUUAAUGUCGCAUACAUUCUUCUGACCAACGAUGAUUCCUUACACAGUCAACAUCAAACUCGCAGCUCGGACGUUGACUGGCACUCUCAAUUUGCAGAACAAAACCGCUGUAGAUUGGGGUUGGCAGGGGUUAAUAGCUCAAGGAUGUCACUCCAGCAUCCUCAUAAUCGAUCCCAAAACGUCUCAGACCAUCCAGGUCCUGGAGAGGCACAAAGCAAAUGUGGUCAAGGUGAAAUGGUCCAGAGAAAAUUACUACCACAACCUGAGUUCGCCCUACUGUCUGCGGCUGGCCUCGGGAGACGCGUCGGGGAAGAUCAUCGUGUGGGACGUUGUCAGCGGCACCGCGCACUGCGAGAUUCAGGAGCACUCCAAGCCCAUCCAGGACUUAGAGUGGUUGUGGACUCAGGACGCGUCCCGUGAUCUCCUGUUGGCCGUCCACCCCCCCAACUACAUCAUACUGUGGAACGGAGAUACAGGCACCAAGCUGUGGAAGAAGAGCUACGCUGAGAAUAUCCUCUCCUUUUCAUUCGACCCCUUUGAUCCAUCCAACAUGGCAUUGCUGACCAGUGAGGGGAUAGUCUUUAUCACAGACUUUUCCUACUCUAAGCCACCUGGCAGCUCGGGCAAAAAGGUCUACAUAGCCAGCCCUCAUGCCAGCCCGGCCCACACCAAACCGGCCCCCGCGGCCGCCCCGGCCCCCACCGGGGCCAAGAAGGCCCUCAACAAGGUCAAGGUGCUCAUCACCAACGAAAAACCCACUGCCGAGGCCGUGACGCUGAACGACUGUCUGCAGCUGUCCUAUCUGCCGUCCAAGAGGAACCACAUGCUGCUGCUCUAUCCCAGAGAGAUUUUAAUCCUGGACCUGGAGCUCAGCCAGACAGUGGGCGUGGUGGCCAUCGAGCGCUCAGGGGUGCCCUUUAUCCAGGUGAUUCCCUGUGCUCAGCGGGACGCCCUCUACUGCCUCCAUGAAAACGGCUGCAUCACGCUUCGAGUUUGUCGCUCCACGACGAAUCCAGAGGAAGCAGCAGACCCAGAACAGAGUGUCCAGGAGCUCGUCUACGACCUCCGCUCCCAGUGCGACGCGAUUCGAGUCACCAAGACGGUGCGUCCAUAUCGCAUGGUGAUCUGCCCCGUAAACGAAAACAACGCUGCUCUGAUGGUCAGUGACGGAAGAGUGAUGCUGUGGGAGCUCAAAGCCCACACCGGCAGGGCCACCCCCAAUCCAAGCUCGGGUCUGUCGCCUCUCUACUCCCCCGUUUCGUUUUGCGGAGCUCCAUUGGGUCCAAACCAGAAAAAGAUCCAGGACCUGUCUCUCAACAGCAUGAUCGGUCAAACCUUAAUAGCUGGUGAGGCUCCACCUCAAUCCUCCAACCAACAUGAGGUCCAGUUGAAGUUCCUGCUCACAGGCCUGUUGUCUGGUCUGCCACUUCCACCGUUUGCCAUUCGCAUGUGUCCACCUCUGACUACCAAAAACAUCAACCACUACCAGCCUCUGUUGGCUGCAGGCACCAGCACCGGCUCUGUACUGGUCUACAACCUGACCAGUGGUCUCCUGCACAAAGAGCUCAGUGUUCAUUCUUGUGAAGUCAGGGGCAUUGAAUGGAUUAGUCUCACCAGUUUCCUGUCUUUUGCCACCUCUGCUCCCAACAAUAUGGGCCUGGUGCGAAACGAAGUGCAGCAUGUCGACCUGCCUACAGGCAGAUGCUUUGCAUUUAGGGGCGAGCGAGGAAAUGACGAGCCGCCCAUCGAUAUGAUCAAAGUGUCUCAUCUUAAGCAGUACUUGGUGGUGGUGUUCAGAGACAAACCCCUGGAGCUAUGGGACAUCAGGACGGGAACGCUUCUCCGGGAGAUGGCUAAGAACUUCCCCACCGUCACUGCUCUGGAAUGGUCCCCCUCCCACAAUCUGAAGAGUCUGAAGAAAAAGCAGAUGGCAGCGAGGGAGGCCAUGGCUCGGCAGACGGUGUCAGAUGCCGAACAGAGUAGCGUUGAAUCCUCAGUCAUCAGUCUCCUUCAAGAUGCAGAAAGCAAGUCAGAGACGAGCCAGGGCAUCUCAGCCAGGGAGCACUUUGUGUUCACAGACACAGACGGCCAGGUUUACCAUAUCACUGUCGAGGGCAAUACCGUCAAAGAUGGAGCCCGGAUUCCCCCUGAUGGAAGCAUGGGUAGUAUCGCCUGCAUUGCGUGGAAAGGUGACACCCUGGUGCUCGGAGAUGUGGACGGCAAUCUGAACUUCUGGGACCUCAAAGCUCGUUUGUCAAGAGGAAUACCAACGCACCGUGGCUGGGUUAAGAAGAUCCGCUUUGCCCCUGGAAAGGGCAACCAAAAGUUGCUGGUCAUGUACACGGACGGGGCAGAGGUCCAAAUGGUCAGUAGCAUGCGCAUUGGCCGCAAUGUGAACUACCGCAUUCUAGACAUCGACUGGUGCACAUCAGACAAGGUUGUCUUGGCAUCGGAUGAUGGCUGUAUCCGAGUUUUGGAGAUGGCCAUGAAGUCUGCGAGCUACCGCAUGGAUGAGCAAGACCUCACAGAUCCAGUGUGGUGCCCUUACCUGCUGCUGCCCCGAGCCGCCCUCACCCUCAAGACUUUCCUCCUUCUGCAGCCCUGGUCAGGAACCUUCACCAUGGACAUCACUCAGGUAGAUUACAGCGAAAAAGUGGAGAUAAAAGGCCUGAUCCAGGAGCAGCUCAACUCGUUGUCAAAUGAUAUGAAGAGCGUGCUACAGGACCCAGAGCUCAGUCUUCUGCAGCGCUGCCUCCUGGUCUCACGGCUGUUCGGGGACGAGUCUGACCUUCACUUCUGGACCGUGGCCUCCCACUACCUCCAGUCGUUUGCCCAGUCUCGUCAGCUGAGUGUGUCCGCCGCCGAGGGAAGCGAAGGAACCCACCCGCCACCACAGAACCAUCUGGACAUCUGCCACGAUGUCCUCUGUGAGAGUUCCUACUUUCAGAAGUUCCAGUUGGAUCGGGUUCACUUGCAGGAGGUGAAGCGCUCCAGUUAUGAGCACACCAAGAAAUGUGCAGACCAGCUCCUUCUGCUGGGUCAGACGGACAGGGCAGUGCAAUUACUGCUGGAGACCAGUGCCGACAACCCCAGCUACUACUGUGAUUCACUCAAGGCCUGCUUAGUGACCACCAUCACCUCCUCCGGCCCCUCGCAGUCUACAAUCAAACUCGUGGCCACCAACAUGAUCGCUAAUGGGAAGCUUGCAGAGGGAGUUCAGUUGUUGUGUUUGAUUGACAAGGCGGCCGAUGCCUGCCGCUACUUGCAGACCUACGGGGAGUGGAACCGUGCCGCAUGGCUCGCAAAGGUUCGGCUGAGUCCAGCCGAGAGCUCGGACGUGCUGAAGCGCUGGGCAGAACACUUGUGCUCCCCGCAAGUCAACCAGAAAUCCAAAGCCAUCCUGGUGCUGCUUUCCCUGGGCUGCUUUCAAAAAGUAGGAGAGAUGCUGCACAGUAGCAUGAGGCACUUUGAUCGCGCCGCCCUCUUCAUUGAGGCCUGUCUGAAAUAUGGGGCGGCGUUCCUGGAAUACGCCCGGCUGCUGCGCGCGCUGGGCCUGCGGGAGGGCGCGGCCCUGUGGGCGUCCCGGGCCGGCGGCGCUGGGGAGCAGCUAAUGGAGGAGCUGUUCCGGGGGGAGGGAGGCGGGCCGGAGGCCGCCGUCAGCGAAGAGGAAGCGGAGCUGGGACUGGAGGGCACGGAGUGA
Molecule: messenger RNA, 3793 nt
Organism: Menidia menidia (Atlantic silverside)
Lineage: Eukaryota; Metazoa; Chordata; Actinopteri; Atheriniformes; Atherinopsidae
Source: the annotation of a GenBank genome assembly